Messenger RNA from Oryza sativa Japonica Group (Japanese rice), 1867 nucleotides. Its product is annotated as probable hexosyltransferase MUCI70. The record is from RefSeq and is a predicted model, not a curated record. Lineage: Eukaryota; Viridiplantae; Streptophyta; Magnoliopsida; Poales; Poaceae.
UCGGAUGGGAAAAAGGAAAAACGAAAGUACUCCGUAGUAAACAAACAAAAGGAGAAGGCGCGAGCAAAGCUUGCACUGCACUCUUGUGCUCCCAUCUCCGAGACGAGACAAAGAUCAUGGCGACUCCCAAACCCUAAAUCCCGCUCUCACUGGAGAGCAGAAGCAAGUAAGAGGUGGAGCAAUGGCGCGGCGGAGCAAAGGCGGCGGCGCGGAGGGGGACGGCAUGCGGAUGCAGGUGGUGUGGCGGAAGGGCGCGGUGCGGCUGGUGCUCGUCUCCGCCAUCGCCUGGGCGCUGCUCGUCAUCCUCGCCCUCGCCUUCCACCUCUGGUCCUGCAACUCCGACGUCCCCUUUCUCUCAGCUCUCUGUAAAAAAGACAGUAAAGUUCUGUAUGCGUUGGACUCCAUACGAUCCUCAUCAAAGCCACUUCACCGCUGCCCCAUACCUGUUGCAGAUGAUCCUGAUUCUAUUACCAUUCCAAAGAGAACUCCCAACACAAUCGUGAAAAGGUUGUCCUACAUAACAGUUGACAAACAGGACAAAGAUCCAUCACCGCUGUUCGGAGGACGUCAAAGCUGGAAACAGAGGGAGGACAGCUUCAAACUGAAUGCUACAAUGAAGGUGCACUGUGGAUUUAUGAAAAACAGUGGUGCGGACAUGGAUGAUGUCGAUGUCAAGUACAUACAGAAAUGCAAAUUCGUGGUUGCCUCUGGUAUAUUUGAUGGUUAUGACAUUCCCCAUCAGCCAUCAAAUAUUAGCAUUCGAUCUCAAAAGUUGUUCUGCUUCUUGAUGGUGGUAGAUGAGGUAUCCCUUGAUUUUAUUGAAAAGAAUACCACUGUCAAGUUUGAUAAGGCAGGAGGGAAAUGGGUAGGCAUAUGGCGACUUAUAACUUUACACCGCCUUCCAUUUGAUGAACCUAGAAGGAAUGGAAAAGUGCCAAAGAUAUUAACACACAGACUAUUUCCUCAAGCUUGGUAUAGCAUUUGGAUUGAUGGGAAAAUGGAGCUUAUAGUCGAUCCGUUGCUUAUUCUUGAAAGGUAUCUCUGGCGGGGAAAAUACACCUUUGCGGUAGCUGUCCAUAAGCAUCAUAAGAGCAUUUAUGAGGAGGGUGAUGCAAUCAAACGGAGGAAGAGAUAUGCCCGGCCUCUGGUUGAUCUUCAGAUGAAGAUGUACUAUCAUGAGGGGAUGGAGCCUUGGAACCCAAAGAAAAGGAUGCCUAGUGAUGUGCCAGAGGGGGCAGUGCUGAUCCGGGAGCACACAACUAUGAGUGAUUUGUUCAGCUGUCUCUGGUUCAACGAGGUCAAUCUUUUCACGCCUCGCGAUCAGCUCAGCUUUGGCUACGUGGUGUAUAGGCUUGGAGAUGCUCUUAAAUUCUUCAUGUUCCCAAACUGCGAGUACAAUUCGCUGUUCAUUUUGCACAGACACACAAGGGAACACUCAUCAAAAGUCGAGUGGGCUAAAACAAUCGAUGAGAUCGUGAAAAAGGGAUUGAAGGAGAGCAAGGGAGGAUUAGGGCUGUGGACUCCAUACCCUGCAGACCUGAGCUCUGUCGAACUCCCCAGUGUAAAAAGAACUUCGCCAGCAGGCUAAGCUGGGAAACUACCUGAACAUGAUUUCGUGAUUGUGCAAAGUAGAGCCCUCGUUUUUCUUUUCUUUUCUUUUCUUUUGAUCAGAGGAAAUUGUGUAGUUUCUCAUGUUGAUUCUGGUGCAUAUGAAAAAUGAUGGCACUAUAGGUUAGCACUUUACUUGUAGCUUUGUGACUUCAUUACUGUGCCAAAUUCUGCGCCAACACUGUAACUAUACGUAAACCAAUCGUGGUAUGAGCUAUUGUUUCCAAGGAAAUGUUAACGGCUGGCAUCAGAGGAUUCA